CGUACGACGAGAAUUAGGAUAACCUUAAAAGUAGGACCGGUAUUCACCCGUCGAACCCAAACCCAGCGCGUGUUAUGACAUAGUAUCGAGUACCUAAAACACGAACUUUUAAUUUUGAGCGCGAUAUUUAAGUGUCACUUAGAGGUCGCGCCGCAUAGAACUUCGCCCAAGGCUCUCCGCCGCGAGUCGUCGACCCGCCGUCACCUUGCUUCGCGGCAACUUACGCAAUUCGUUAAUCUUAUCAUCUGCAUGCACACUCGCGCGACCUCGGUGGCCCCCGAUUCCUCACUAAAUUCCCCGCCCGCUCGCGUGUGCCGACCGCUAUCCGCUCUGAUCCGACGCGCGGCCGCCCCGAUCUGGCGAGAAAUCGAGAAAAAAAAUUUGUUUACAAACAAAAUAAUUUCUACGAUCCGAAGAAAGUAACGAAAAAAUUGCAGUGUGAAAAUAAAAGUGGUCUACGACGGAGCGCUACGCGGCGUAGCGGCCGGCCGGCGGAAAAGCGGCGGAGAGAGGAGUGCCGCGCGCGCCGGUGGGACGAACUUGCGCCCGCGCGCGGCGCCGCGCCACCCGUAUUUAUUGGCAAGGCCACGCCAGCGGCGCGCCAGUGCGCAAGCGACACCGGCACGCUCUGUACGAUCUUAGGGUUCUCCUGCGUCGCCGCGAUUCACGUUCCGCGCUACAAUAUUAUGUCCAGUUGAUUCUCUAUUUAUUUACGCACGUUCAAACAAUAUUAUGACCAUGUUCGCGAACUCCGCGCUAUUAUGGGGGUUGUGGAAAAUCAUAGGGUUUUUUUCUGGGAUCUCACUCCUGUCGAUUCUCGUGUUCCUCUGUGUGACGUUAUCCGCGAUGUGGUUGAUCAAUAAAGUGCACGAAGUCUACGACCUGCCGCCGGGCCCGUGGGGGCUGCCCGUGGUGGGCUACCUCCCCUUCCUGAGCGUGCGACACAUCACGUUCCUGAAGCUGGCGCAGAAGUACGGGGCGAUAUUCUCCGUCCACCUCGGCAACCAGCUGACGAUCGUGCUCAGCGACUACAAACUGAUCAGGGAGGCCUUCCGCCUGGAGGAGUUCACGGGCCGCCCCAGCACGCCUCUCAUGCACAUUCUGAACGGAUUCGGCAUCAUCAACAGCGAGGGUCGCCUGUGGAAAAAUCAGCGACGUUUCCUUCACGAGAAGUUGAGAGGAUUCGGCAUGUCCAUCAUGGGCGACGCCAGAAAGACGAUGGUCGGCAGAAUAAAGAACGAAGUGCACGAUUUGGUGGGAAACAUCCGAAGAUCGGAGGGUGCGCCCAUCGAUGUCAACCCCCUCCUGGCUCUGGGUGUUUCUAAUGUCAUAUGCGGAAUCACCAUGUCGGUGCGGUUCACCGUCGGCGACGACAGGUUCAAGAGACUCAACUUCCUGAUCGAGGAGGGCAUGAGGCUGUUCGGAGAAAUCCACUACGGAGAAUACAUUCCACAAUAUAAUUAUCUUCCCGGCAAAGCGGAGAUCCAAGCGAGGCUGGCGACGAACCGUAAGGAAAUGUUCGAAUUCCAUCAAAUUGUAAUUGAUGAUCAUCGUAAAUCUCUCGACAUGGAUAAUCCGAGGGAUCUCGUCGACGUUUACCUGAUUGAAAUUGAAAAAGCUAAACUCGAAGGCAGGGAGAAGGAAUUGUUCGAAGGCAGAGAUCAUGAUCUACAAAUCAAACAAAUUCUGGGUGAUCUAUUCUCUGCCGGCAUGGAGACUAUCAAAUCUUCUCUAAUGUGGAUGCUCGUAUUCAUGCUGAGAAAUCCAGAUAUCAAAAAACGCGUUCAGGAGGAGCUGGACGCCGUCAUCGGCCACGAUCGUCUUCCCAGUCUCGAGGAUAUGCCUAACCUUCCCUACACGGAGGUCACAAUUCUGGAAUCGCUUCGCAUGUCGAGCAUCGUUCCCCUCGGCACCACACAUACCCCAACCAAAGACGUCUACUUCAACGGGCACAAAAUCCCGGCGGGCUCGCAGGUGGUGCCACUCAUCAACUGCGUCCACAUGGACCCCGAGUUGUGGGACGAGCCCAAGAAAUUCAACCCCAGCAGGUUCUUCGAUGAGACCGGCAAGAUCCACCGGCCCCAGUACUUCAUGCCCUUCGGGGUGGGGCGACGCAUGUGCCUCGGGGACGUGCUGGCACGCAUGGAGAUGUUCAUGUUCUUCAGCUCGAUAAUGCACCAGUUCGACAUUCAGCCCGAGGAGGGCGCGGCGCUGCCGUCCCUGGAGGGCAUCGUAGGCGCGACCAUCGCGCCGCAGGCCUUCCGCGUCAAGUUCGUGCCGCGCUGCCCGCCGAUGCAGUUAGCGUCGUCGCUGGUCGAGCACUCACACCUGCGCUACGUCGGCGCGCACUAGUCGCGCCACAUAGCGCGCGCCUCCAACGUAUCCCACCAGUAUUCCACGAUCACUCGUUUUAGAGCGAUAAUGACAUUUUACAUUUAAGUUAUUUAUAAGUGACCGUAUCGCGUCGCGAUGGUCGAGGCUGUGCAUAAAGUGUUCAAUAGUAUACCGCGUAAUUUUAAGUGUAAUCCCGAUCGCUGAGAUUAAUAUUUUUAUAGUUAUUUUGACUUCAGUAUUAUGUUAAGAUUCCGAGGGCGGACGGUAAUCACACGUACGAUGCUAAGUAAUCCUGAAUUAAUUCGUAUUGUAAGGUCUAGUUGUCAAUACCAAAAUGUUAUUUUAUUGUAGAUAAUUAUUUAUUGUAGAAUUCAGUGUGGAGCGUGUGUUGAGUGUGAUCUCAUGAGUGUCGGGGCGGGGUGGGCUCGCCGAAGCCGGACGAUGUUUUGACGCUUUGAAUUUUGUCCGUCUUAACUUUACUUGUCGCCCGACUUCGGUGAGCGUAUCCCAAUCCAGAGUAAUAUUAAGUUUGUUCGUGUUCAUUUCAAACAUUUCUAGUUAUUUUUACCCAUGAGUAAGUGUAGUAAGUAACAUUCCACUGUAGUUCGGAAACCAGCAGCUAGUCUAAGGUAAAUUUAACGCUGAGUGCGGUUCGUUCGGUUCUGUGACUUGAGUAGAGCACUGAGCAGUGUAAACUGUAAAGCAUUUUAGUUACGUAAACUUGUGUGCCGCCAGGUGAAUUACCAAUGUUUACCCUCUCUUAGUGCACUGCGUUGUUGUAGAAUAAGAAUUAAAUUAAAUAAAAGAUAAAACCUUUA
This is a messenger RNA of Aricia agestis (brown argus), 3152 nucleotides long. It is a transcript of the gene Cyp18a1, whose product is annotated as cytochrome P450 18a1. Lineage: Eukaryota; Metazoa; Arthropoda; Insecta; Lepidoptera; Lycaenidae. Gene Ontology annotation, biological process: xenobiotic metabolic process. Gene Ontology annotation, cellular component: intracellular membrane-bounded organelle; cytoplasm. The record is from RefSeq and is a predicted model, not a curated record. The coding region runs from base 733 to 2352 and encodes 539 amino acids. The transcript has 6 exons. Gene Ontology annotation, molecular function: heme binding; oxidoreductase activity, acting on paired donors, with incorporation or reduction of molecular oxygen, reduced flavin or flavoprotein as one donor, and incorporation of one atom of oxygen; iron ion binding.